Messenger RNA from Strigops habroptila (Kakapo), 4800 nucleotides. It is a transcript of the gene CFAP92, whose product is annotated as cilia and flagella associated protein 92 (putative). The coding region runs from base 136 to 3657 and encodes 1173 amino acids. The transcript is spliced from 16 exons. The record is from RefSeq and is a predicted model, not a curated record. Lineage: Eukaryota; Metazoa; Chordata; Aves; Psittaciformes; Psittacidae.
CCGCCGCCUCCUCCAGCCCCAGCACCUGGCACAGCGUCCGGAAGUCCUCGCCCGGGAUCCGGCCGGCCCCGGCGCAGUCCAGGUGGUGGAAGAUCUCCUGCAGCCUUUGCGUCUGUUGUCUGACUGUACAUCAGGAUGGCAGAGCAAAAGCAGGAGAAUUCAGAGGCAGCGGAAGAAGGGGAGGCGGAGGAAGAUGGUAAAGCAGAGAUGACAAAUGUGAACACACUCUGCUCUGAAAGCACCUUGCAAACGGAACACCCCGAGAUGCUUGGAGGGGAUGGACCGCUGAUCCCAGAGAGGGAAAGCUGCAGGUUCCUCCAGUCUGAAGAGAGCUCAGGGAGGCUGGAUAGCUCCCAUACUGUGACCAGCACACUGACAGUCUCUCUAGCUCUCCCUGCCCCGCCUGCAGAGCAAAAGGAUAAGAAUGCCAAUCACCCUGAUACACGAGGAAAGAGACUGUCAUUAGGAGCUGUUCCAAGAAUGGAGUAUCGCUAUCAAAUUGAGUACUUCCUUCUACCAGAUGACCUCAUACCUAGAAAAGCGGACUUGGUGGUGUCUGGCGUGGUUGUAAAGCUGUUUAUAGACUCUGAUUCCAAGACUAUGACACUGUGGUUUGAAAACAACAAGAUGUGGAUAUCGUGGAACCUUAGUGUUGAUAUCAGUGUCACUAAUGAAUAUCUACUAAAACUAAGAGAUCACAAAAUAAUUUUGAAGAUCUGGGAUGCUAAGGAAAACGUGUCCUCAAAAGCAAGGCCUAGUAAGGCACAUAUUACUGCUACGAUAGAAGAGGAUGCAGAGGAAGUUGAUGAGGUAAAACACAGAGUGCUAUUGCAAAGAAAACUCUUUGAAGAGAGUCAGCCAGCACCCAGCUGUAUGAAAAUCAAAGCAGCAAAGGAGCCCAAGGUGCAGGAGUCGUCCAAGGUGCAGGAGGAGCCUUCAGCCCUUCCUGAUAAAGCAGGAGAAGCUGAUCUGAAUGGACUAGCAACAGCUGAUGAUGGGUCGCUACAUCCACCAAGGACAGAACGAGCAAGAAGUGUGGUAUUUGCAAAAACCCCACUUCUGGAUACGGCCCAACUUCUGAAGCAGAAAGCAGCUGCUGCUCCUCCACUUAAUUCAGCUUCAAAAGAAACUGAGAAAAGAAUUGAUAAUGUGAGAGGAGACAAAGCAGCCACCACGAAAGGUAGAAAAGCUUCUGUUGCUAAAAGAAGCAUUGAUGCUACUGUGGCAAAGAAGUACUGCAUUGCUUCCCUGCAGCUAGAUGCCAUGCCUCUCCUCUCAGGAGAAGAAUCAGUGAUAAGUCGCCUGGCAGAAAACACUCCUGAAAUUUUAGAUGCUUACGUGACUUUCACUGUGGAAACACCUCUUCUGUCUGAAAGACAAAAACAUGAAUUGAAUCCACUGAUUAUAAAGAUUAUUUCAGCUACCUGCCUCCCAAACAAACCUGUACCAAUAGAAGUGCUCCAGAGGUUGUGUGUCCCCACCUACUGCAAAUACAAAUUCCACAACUUCCCACCUCAUCGAACUCACGAACAAAUCCAUGGAACUCAUGUCUACUUUAAGGAUGUUAACGUACUUCUAACAGGGACAAUGAAACCUGGGGAAUUAGAGACAUACCUGAGAGGUCCACCUUUGGAGAUUGAAGUUCAUGACCGGGAUAGAAACAUGGAAACAAUCACAAAAAAGCCAGCUUUGUUUGGAGAGAAUGACGCUGAUGAAAAUGUGGGGAAGGUGAGCUUCCUUGCUUGCAAACCCACAGCUUAUAAUUAUAGGCUGAAGAAUGAAAUGUGGCAUCCACAUGGAGUAGCUAAAAUCGGUCUGACUGAUUUAUUGUUGGGUAAAAAGUACUUGAAUGUCAGUGCUCCCAUCCGUAACUGUUCAGUUCCAAAUACAGAUGCUUCCAGUGAGGAGGAUAAAAAUGGGAAAGUAACAGGAUCAGUGAGUAAUUCCUUCUCACUGCCUAUGGGAGAUUAUCUAGAAUCAGACUCAGUUUUGAAAGUAAGAGUGGAAAUAGCUGUGCCAUUGGGAACGCACGCAGAAAUUGCUGAUACUCAAGUCACAAGUUGCCCAUAUGGUUGUAUAAUCUACAUUUUUGACUACAAUAACUCAUCUUUAUUGCAUGAUUUGGUAGAAGAGAUUAAAGAAAUCAAUACUAAAGCCCUCCAGCUGGAUGACUGGCCUGUGCACUUAAUCGGAAUGGCUCUUGCUGCAUUAAAACUGAAAACCACACUUGAGAAAGUUUCCAAGUUGGAUAUUGUUACUGGUUUUCACUUACUGGAUGGAGCAACUCAUCUCUUUGUCUUGGAGGGAUUAAAAGACAAAGCCAUCAAGAAACUAUGGGACAGACACUUUGAAAGGACUUACAAACCUGAAGAUGGACGACUGGAAAUACUCUAUAACUCACAGCUGGCUUUCCCUCAACGCCUCUACACAGACCUGGAAGUUAUCUUUUAUCAUUUCCGCCUCUAUGAGCCCCUCUUCACUAUAGCAAAAGACUCUCUGCUGUAUGUCCGAGGUGUGGUUCCUCAGGCAUGUUUCCAAGCCCUGUCCAGGCUCAGUUCCCUCUGUCGCAGUAAGAGGUUGAGGGAUGUAAUCCAUGGGGAUCUGCUGCCUUCAGCAGAGAUGAUCACAGCCUUGAGUCUUGAGUAUGGAGUUCCCCUAACUGAUGAGGAUCUCUUCACUCAGACACCUCCUUUACCCACAUUUCCCCCUGAUGAUUAUACAGUACCAGGAAAGGUUAGCAGAGUGAAACAGGCAGUAACUUCUUCAGUAGAUAACUACAAUGAAGCCUAUAUACAGUGGAAGAAAGAAAUAGCAGACAAAAUGUCUUUUGAGAAAAACUAUAUUGAGGCUAACAUUAAUGCUGUAUGGCAGCUCAAAGGAAAGAUGAAAAAGCCAAAGUUUGAAGCUUUCAUGAUCUCUCCUGUUGAUGGGAAAUCUGUCUUUAACUACAGCUGUCAGAGCCUGAAUUCUGCAGAACUUGCAAAGAAGCAUCUUCGCCAGGAAAUGGCAAAGGAACCGAAGAACAGAUUUACUUAUUGUCAAGACUAUCUGUCAGCUACAUUUGAGCCAGUGGAUGUGGUUGCUGCUUGUAAGGAAUUCUUUGCAAAAUCCAAGAGUAUGUGGCAGUCACCAGAUGGAUUUGUAUUCCCUGGAUAUAAGAGCAGCAUUGAAAGCAACCUGCACCCCCAGAUGCCCCAUGAGGCACGUCAGGAGGAGUUAAGAGAGAAAUGGCAAGAGAAUGUCCUGCAUGCUAACAUGGAGCCAGUGCUGCCACGAGACAGAUGGAGCUGGGACAAACGGCACAUUGAUUUUGAUCUUUACAAGAAGCCACCUGAGCUCAUCAUGACAACAGCCCCCCAGACUGCCUCUUGUUGGCCUUGUGAAGGUGCCACUCGGGUAUCAUUUGAUGAUGGCAAGCUGGACGCUCGCCGGCGCUCCACAGCAGCCGAGUCGGCCCCACGUGGGCCACGAGGCAGGUUACAGCUACAGAAGCUUCUGAACGCUCAGCCUCUGAAGCUGCCAUUCAGGAGGGUAGGACCAAUGUGGCAGGUAAAGGGUAACUGUGCCUGGGCUGACCCCAGCAGCAGCUGUCCCUCACUCUGUGGAAGGCAGAGAACGUGUGGCACUCUGCAUUUAGCACAGUGCUUUUGGAAUUAAAAAUGUAGGUUAAAUUGGUGUUGAUAGCACUGGUUAACGCAAUCUUACAAAGCUCUUAGAAAAACAACUCAGCCUGGGCACAAAAUGAUUUUUCUCCCCCAGUUCUUUGCUUUGAUGCUCAGAGAUGAUGGAGGAAGAGACAGAAUUUCUGUUCAAUUCAUCCCUUGCCUGUCCAUGUGCAGUAGGUGAGACAAGAACAAUUUUUGGGCAGCUGGCUUAGAAGCUCUAAAAGAAAUUGUCACGUCCCCUAAUGAAAUGGAGGGGUCGAGGCAUGUGUAUAGACUCGAUGCCAAAUGUCUCACCAUGUGUUCCCUUGAUUGCCAUGGUGCUCUACAGGUUUCCCAAGCCUUGUGCUCCAUCCUCUUGGUGCAAAACUCCCCAAGGACACCCCAGUUUGCAAGACUAAAGGAUCUGUGCUCAUCAAUGUGAAGAGCUGCAUGGGUGGCCUGCCCCGGCUGCUCUUUUGUUGGCUGAACCUCAGUGCUUGCAUCUAAAUGACUGACCCAGCCCCUGAGCAUGCUUUUAAAGCUGACUUUGAUCAAAGGGGCUGAAGGUUGCUGUUGGCUACAAAUGCUCUAGAAAAACAAACCCAGGAGUUAGGAGACUGUUGGUAACAAAAGCAGAGUUAAACCUCUGAGGCCAAGUUACUGCCACCCCACUUUUUUGUUCUUUCUUCUGUUUUCCAUAUUCUGAGUGCCAGUCCUUGUCUGAAGAGGGUUCUCAGCAGCGAGCUGCCUGCACACCUCAAAGCCUGACACUGUCAGGCUUUGACCUGCCUGUCCCUUUGUGCGCGCUGGGCUUGGCCUUCUGCUUUGGUUUGGCUGUUCAAUCGAUGAGACUUGUCCAUCUUGGACUCUUUGCCUGUUUGCUCUAAUUUCCAUACAUAGCCCUUUUUGCUAGAUUGCAUGUAAAUGCUCUUAUUAGUUUAUCAGAUAACUUACAUCUUGCACUUCAUGGUGUUCUAAUUGUGGCAAUCAGACUUGACUGUGUCCUAUCCCAAGUGUUUUGGAUGCAUUUUGAAGCCUUCCAGCCAGAGCCCAGGGGAAUCAUUUGUUUCACCUCGCGCAAGUGGCUGCUCUUUUGCAAAGAUGAUCAUAGAAACAUAGAAUCAUGGAGUGGUUAGAGAUGGAAAGGGCCUUAAGA